Molecule: messenger RNA, 3095 nt
Organism: Bombus terrestris (buff-tailed bumblebee)
Lineage: Eukaryota; Metazoa; Arthropoda; Insecta; Hymenoptera; Apidae
Product: pre-rRNA-processing protein TSR1 homolog
Exons: 15
Coding region: 647-3019 (790 amino acids)
Biological process (GO): ribosome biogenesis; endonucleolytic cleavage of tricistronic rRNA transcript (SSU-rRNA, 5.8S rRNA, LSU-rRNA); maturation of SSU-rRNA from tricistronic rRNA transcript (SSU-rRNA, 5.8S rRNA, LSU-rRNA)
Cellular component (GO): preribosome, small subunit precursor; nucleus
Molecular function (GO): GTPase activity; U3 snoRNA binding; GTP binding
Source: RefSeq, a predicted model, not a curated record
AUUCAUUGCUUAUGCUAACAUGCGUUAGUUUUUUUAAAUGGUAUUUUGUCAAAGUUAUAUCCCGGAUUAUUUUGCAAUAACUGACAUUUUAUCUACUGAAGAACGAAUAUCUUGUAAAAUUGAAGUAGUAAAAUUACCUGGUUUAGAAUCCAGCAGUUUAUAUCGAUAUACCAAAUAUAUACAAAGAAGGAUACAGAGAAAUUUUAGAAGCAGAUGAUGAUGCUAUAGUUUUAAGUAGAUGGAAUCCAUUUUAUUAUGAAUUAGGAAUGCAUGUAAGAAAAUUCAAUGGCAAAGAUUCUGAAAUAAUUGCAGAAAGUUUACUAUAGAGACUGGCGCCACCUAUAGAAUAUGGUAGGAAUUGCAACUUGGAGCAUGUGAGGACGUAAAGCAACACAUAGAAGCAGCUCUUAUCUCCACUAUCCGUCCGUGACCGUUGCUACGCACGCCUUUUCGAACAUUCGGCGGAAGGACCGUUGGGAUAUUAAUGGUUCAUUAGGCACUUCGCUUCGCCGAAAUAUAUUGUUGCCAAGUUUCGGCACAUCUUUAUAUCCGGUUUUGAACUGUGACGGUCGAGACAAACGCGUAGCAAACAGUUAGAUUUAUUAUAAAGAUAUUUCGUUUACAAGAAUAUAUAGUUUCAAAUAAAAUGGGAACAACAAAACAAGAAGUACAUCGACCUGGUGCAUUUAAGCAAGUUAAUAAACCACAUAAAACGGGUAGACAUCGUAGUAAAGGAUCAAUAAGUAGCGAGGUUAAAGGAAAAGUUGGAGUAAAAGUUUUAUCGAAACGUGCCACUAAAAGUCUUGGGAAGCGUGCCCGAAGGCUACAAUCUUCACAAAUUAGAAAAAACAAGAGAGAGGAGGUGUUGCAGCAAAAAAGGAAUUUUGGUGGAUUCCAUUCUGCACCUAUUCUUCUAUGUAUUAUUGCAUUACAAAAAGAUGUAGAUGCUGAUAAUAUAUUAUCAGUAAUAACAAAAGCUGACGAGUCUGCGACUAUAAUUAGUAGUCCACGUGGUACAAUACAUUUAAGUGUACCUAGGUUCAAGCAACGCUUUUCUAUUGUGGUUGCACCAGUUGGAAAUUUGUUCGCGACAUUGGAUAUAGCAAAAAUAGCUACCACUGUUCUUUUCGUUGCAUCCGCAACAAAUAAGUCGGACAAUAGUCCCAGAUUGGAAGUACUUGAUGACUGGGGAAAGGAAAUUAUUAUGCCCUGUGUUGCUCAAGGUUUGACAACUCCGCUAAUAGCACUUACAAAUGUUGAAAAUCUUCACAUAAAGAAACGUCAAGAUUUCAAAAGCCAUGUACAAUCCGAACUUUGUAAGUGGCUUCCUAAGGAAGAAGUUUUCCAACUAAGUACCCCCAUUGAUGCUUUUAAUAUUUUACGACGUAUUGGUACUAGAAAACAAAGAACAGUAUCUUAUAGAAACAAUAGAGCUCAGUUGUUAGGAGAAGAAGCAGUAUUUAAAUGUAAUGAAAACUCCACAGAGCUUGGAACUCUAAUGAUCUCUGGGUAUCUCAAGAACGUACCAUUAUCAGUUAAUGGUUUAGUUCAUAUACCUGAAUUGGGAGAUUUUCAAAUCUCUCAAAUUGAUGCACCUGGUGAUCCAUAUCCAGUGGAGAAAAAGUUGAAGAAAGAUUGUAAUGCAAUGGACGAUGAACCAUCUACGCGGGUUCUUGCACGCGCAGAUCCAGGGAAACAAGAAUCUCUCGAAAGUGAAAAUAUACUUGACCCUAUGGAUGCUGAACAAACUUGGCCUACAGAAGAGGAAUUAGCCGAAGCCAAAGCACAAAGGAAAAAAAUUGUAAAGAGAGUUCCAAAAGGAACUUCUGAAUAUCAAGCAGCUUGGAUUCCUGAUGAGGAUGGAGAGGAAUUGAGUGAGUGCUCGAGCGAUGAAUCAGAAGACGAGAUGUCUGUCGAUGAAGCACAAUCUGAAACGGAUAGUGGACCAGACGCAGAAGACGAGGAAGAAUACGAGACAAUUACUGUGUCCGAAGUUCCUGAUGAACGAUACGAUGAGAAUAUCGAUAUGACAGAAGAAAAAGAAGCAAUGGAAAACUUGAAGAACGCAAAAUUAGACGCAAAAUUUCCUGACGAAGUAGAUACACCUCAAGAUAUGUUAGCAAAACAGAGGUUUCAGAAAUAUCGUGGACUUGAAUCAUUCAGAACAAGUCCGUGGGAUCCGGAAGAAAACCUUCCUACUGAUUACGCUAGAAUAUAUAAAUUUGAAAAUUUUGAUAGAACACGAAAACGAAUAUUUAAAGAAUCGCGGGAAAUAGAGGGUGCUAUGCCUGGUUGGUAUAUCACAAUUCACGUUGCAAAUGUACGCGUAGAUGCAUUUUCUUCAUUGGGAAAUCAUCCAUUAAUUGUAUUUGGUUUAUUACCGAACGAGCACAAAAUGUCUGUCUUAAAUGUGACAUUAAAACAUACGGGUCAAACAUACAGUCCGGUGAAAUCUAAAGUAAAAUUGAUAUUUCAAUGUGGAUUUAGGAGAUUCACUGCGUGCCCAAUAUUUAGUCAACACACAAACGGAAACAAACAUAAAUAUGAGCGGUAUUUUCGUCCAGAGAACACUGUCGUAGCAAGCAUGUACGCUCCAAUUACUUUUCCACCAUGCCCAGUAUUAUGUUACGUUGAAAAACUGAAUAAAUCAUUGGAAUUAAUUGCAACCGGAAGUGUAUUAUCUGUGAAUCCAGAUAGAAUAGUUGUAAAACGUGUUGUUCUUAGCGGUCAUACGUACAAAGUGCAUAAACGAUCAGCAGUUAUAAGAUUUAUGUUCUUUCAUCGAGAAGAUAUAAACUGGUUUAAACCAGUUGAACUACGAACGAAAUAUGGUCGCAGAGGACAUAUAAAAGAACCAUUGGGUACUCAUGGUCAUAUGAAAUGUGUAUUUAAUGGUCAACUGAAGUCGCAGGACACGAUUUUAAUGAAUUUAUACAAAAGAGUAUUCCCAAAAUGGACAUAUGAACCUUUGUUGUUAACAGAGUUACAACAUCAAAAUGAAAGCAUGAACAUAGAAUAAAAUCUGUUAAUUAAAGUAUUAAAAUGUAUAUAUAUGUAUAUAUAAUAAUAAAUAAAAUUUUGUCAUACAUUUAAAA